This is a messenger RNA of Penicillium macrosclerotiorum, 1887 nucleotides long. RefSeq lists its product as uncharacterized. The coding region runs from base 1 to 1887 and encodes 628 amino acids. The record is from RefSeq and is a predicted model, not a curated record. The transcript has 5 exons. NCBI's taxonomy places the organism in Eukaryota, Fungi, Ascomycota, Eurotiomycetes, Eurotiales, Aspergillaceae.
AUGCGACGUAAGAAAAGCAUUAUGAAGCAACUGGACCUCUAUCAAAUUCGAGACUUGGAUGCCUGGGACAUGAACUAUAUGCUACAACUGACGGGUCACCUUAUCCGUGAUGAGGGCCCCGGAAAUGAAAACCUUCGGAUCUGUAGGCAAUUCAUCCGGAAAUGUACAGGGGCGGCAGUAAAACAGAAAGAUGUCGUGAAGAAUCUCGUGAACAUAGUCCCAACAUACGGUCCGGCCAUUGCAGCCGGCUUUACCUUAGUGUUGACGGCUCUGGAGGAGCAUGAAUCUUUGCGCAACAGUAUCCAUGCAGCUCUGGCGGAUAUCCCGAAGAAGUUAAAUGCAGUUCAACGAUUAAGCGAGGUGCAUGUUGAAUCGCUGAAGCUGCAUGCUUGCAAAGAUCAGGUGUUGCUACGGAUCAUUAUGGUGCUCCACAGCAUACUGGACCGACUGUCAAGGAGCAACAAAGACAAGGUACUGAGCAAGUUCGGGAGCGACGCGCCCGAUAUACCAAAAACACUUAAAAAUAUGGAUGAGGCCGUUGCUGAAUACCUGAGCGAAGCCGACAUAUGUGCGCAAAUUCGGAUGGGAAGAAUUGAAGAGGGCAAUAUACGAUUGAAUAAUAAGGUUGACAUCUUGGAGCGAAGACUAGAUGGUUAUACAAAUGAUACCAUUUCGAGCAUAGGAAGAGUUGAGAAGGCAAUUGAAGAAUUCCUCCCUCUUUCGAGCAUGGGGAAAAUCGAGAAAACGAUUGAAGAAGUUCUCCAAAGGGGUCAACACAAUCAUCCGAAUGAGAAGCAGAUGGAGAUAACCCUUUACAAUGUUUUAUACCGUCUAUUCGCGAGCUGUCCCCAAUUCAGCGCAAUAGAUGGCACAGUGAACAAGGAAAACAUAGGCACUAUUUUUUCGGGGCGAUUUGAGCCCAGUCUUUCAUACGAAAAGGAGGCGGUAUUUACACCACCGCCGCCCUACUUUCUACUGUCCGAGAACAAACGUCAAGUUGAUGCUUGGAUGGCGGCUUUUCCAAAUUACGAUCCCGCUUCUGAUGCACAAGUAGUCGACAACCUGAGCCAAAUGGGCGGGUUUGACAUCGACGAGCAGGAUCAGAUGCAGUACCUUCUGAAUGAUCCAAGUCUCGGGAGCUGGCUCGGCAGUGUCCAGUCUAGCACCCUGGAAAUUACUGCCGAGACAGCUCCGGAUAACCUAAUAAAUCCCAUUUCGGCGACGAGUGCUAUGCUUGUCCUAUUGAUGAAAUCUAGCAGCACUGCACAUUGCCGCUGGGCGGUCAUGUCUUUCUUCUGUGGCAGUCGAAGGCUUACUACCAAUCCAUCUUCUCUUGAGUGUCCCAUCGAUAUUCUGCAUUGUCUGAUUGGCCAGCUCGUCCAUUUCAUUCUGGAGGAAAAUCUGGAUGUGAACCUGGCAUCAGUGCUGACGAAGAGAGAAUUUCGCCCGAGCAGAGUCCGAGAAAAGCCGGGACGCGCCAUGCGACUUUUAGAGGAGAUUCUGAUUUUACUGCCAGAGAGACAGGUAGUAAUUCUAAUCCUGGACUCGCUCUCACGGCUGUCAGGCAAUACGCACGAAGUCGAAAAGAUUAUCAAACGUCUCAAUGAUACAGCUCGUAAACAGACUCACCUCAUCAUCAAGCUGCUGGUUACCGAUCCCCUUCCGAACUGUCAGAUUGAUGAGCUAGCGAAUAUGACAGUGCAUCUCCCAGAUCAUGUCGAUGGUUGGCAGUGCGGUGUACGACGUGACGUCGUCGAAAAAGAGACUAGAGCAGCGAUAGAGCGAUUUCGACAGAAUCGUGAACGAUCAGAAAAGAAAUUAAGUGAGGGCGAGGACGAGGACAACAGUGAUGAUGAAUGGUCGGAAACCAGUUACGGCGAUCUUUAA